Molecule: messenger RNA, 3240 nt
Organism: Chinchilla lanigera (long-tailed chinchilla)
Lineage: Eukaryota; Metazoa; Chordata; Mammalia; Rodentia; Chinchillidae
Gene: Cdh3
Product: cadherin 3, type 1, P-cadherin (placental)
Exons: 16
Coding region: 112-2592 (826 amino acids)
Biological process (GO): cell-cell junction assembly; multicellular organism development; cell morphogenesis
Cellular component (GO): cytoplasm; adherens junction; catenin complex
Molecular function (GO): calcium ion binding; cadherin binding
Source: RefSeq, a predicted model, not a curated record
CUGGCCUCCUCCUUCGGGCUCCUGCAAGUCGCGGUGCUCAAAGGGGCGCGAGAGCUUAGCUGUGCACGGUUCUGCGCCCGCGGCAGCUUUUGCACCUCGCGCUCUCCAGCCAUGGGUUUCCUCAGUGGACCUCUCGCGUCCUUCUUCCUCUUCCUCCCCCAGGCACAGGUUUGCUGGCUGCUAUGCGCAGCCUCUCAGCCUUGCCGGGCGGGCUUCGGGGAGGCUGGAGUGACCUUGGAGACGGGAGCUGGAGAGGUGCAGCCGGGCUCGGCGCUGGAGCAAGCUUUUGCCGGCCGCCCUGGGCAAGAGUUGGCCCCACUUGGGACUGAUAACGACUUCACUGUAUUGAACGGGGAAACUGUCCAGGAAAAGAAAGUUUGGAAGACCUCCUCAUCCCAGCGCAUCUUACGAAGACACAAGAGAGAAUGGGUAGUCCCGCCAAUAUCUGUCCCUGAGAAUGGCAAGGGUCCCUUUCCCCAGAGGCUGCAUCAGCUCAAAUCUGAUAAGGACAAAGGCACCAAGAUUUUCUACAGCAUCACAGGGCCUGGGGCAGACAGCCCCCCGGAGGGCAUCUUCGACAUUGACAAGGAGACCGGCUGGCUGCUGUUGAAUAAGCCACUGGACCGGGAGAAGAUUGCCAAGUAUGAGCUUUUUGCCCAUGCUGUGUCAGAGAAUGGUGCCUCAGUGGAGCAGCCCAGGAAUAUCUCCAUCAUUGUGACGGACCAGAACGACCACAGACCCAAGUUUACCCAGGAGGUCUUCAGAGGGAGUGUCUUGGAGGGAGCCCGGCCUGGUACUUCUGUGAUGCACGUGACAGCCACAGACGAGGACGAUGCCAUCAACACCGACAACGGGGUGGUCGCUUACUCCAUCCACAGCCAAGAACCGAAGGACCCACACGACCUCAUGUUCACCGUCCACCGGAGCACGGGCAGCAUCAGCGUCGUCUCCAGCGGCUUGGACCGGGAGAAAGUCCCCGAGUACACACUGACCAUCCAGGCCACAGACAUGGAUGGGAGCGGCUCCACCACCACGGCAACGGCCAUAGUGGAAAUCCUUGAUGCCAAUGACAACGCUCCUAUGUUUGACCCGCAGAAGUAUGAGGCCCGGGUGCCUGAGAACGCAGUGGGCUUUGAGGUGCAGAGGCUGACAGUGACCGAUCUGGAUGUCCCCAACUCUCCAGCAUGGCGCGCCAGCUACAGCAUUGUGGGAGGCGACAAUGGGGACCAUUUUACCAUCACCACCCACCCUGAGAGCAACCAAGGCAUCCUGUCGACUAGGAAGGGCUUGGAUUUUGAGGCCCAAAACCAGCACACGCUAUAUGUGGAAGUGACAAACGAGGUCCCCUUUGUGGUGAAGCUCCCAACCUCCACGGCCACUGUUGUGAUCCAUGUGGAGGAUGUGAAUGAGGCCCCUGUGUUUGUCCCACCCUCCAAAGCCACCGAGGCCCAGGAGGGUAUCUCCGCUGGGGAGCCGAUCUGCGUCUACACUGCACAGGACCCUGAUGAGGAGGGCCAGAAAAUCAGCUACCACAUCCUGAGAGACCCAGCUGGAUGGCUAGCAAUGGACCCGGACAGCGGGCAGAUCACUGCCGCAGGCCUCCUAGACCGAGAGGACGAGCGGUUUGUGAACAACAACGUCUACAAAGUCACGGUCUUGGCCACUGAUAAUGGGAACCCUCCCGCCACUGGCACGGGCACCCUCCUGCUAACACUUACUGACAUCAACGACCACGGCCCGGUCCCUGAGCCCCGCCAGAUCACCAUCUGCAAUGAAAACCCGGUGCCCCAAGUGCUGAACAUCACGGACAAGGACCUGUCCCCCAACUCCUACCCUUUCCAGGCCCGGCUCAUAUUUGACUCGGACAUCUACUGGAUGGCAGAGGUCAAUGAAAAAGGAGACACAGUGGCCUUGUCCCUGAAGAAGUUCCUGAAGCAAGACACGUACGAUGUACACCUCUCUCUGUCUGACCACGGCAACAAUGAACAGCUAACAGUGAUCAGAGCCACCGUGUGUGACUGCCAGGGCCACGUGGAGUUCUGCCCCAAGCCCUGGAAGGGCGGCUUCAUCCUCCCCAUCCUGGGGGCCGCGCUGGCUCUGCUGCUCCUCCUGCUGGUGCUCCUCUUGCUGGUGAGAAAGAAGCGGAAGGUCAAAGAGCCUCUUCUGCUCCCAGAAGACGACACCCGUGACAAUGUCUUCUACUACGGUGAAGAGGGUGGUGGUGAAGAGGACCAGGACUACGACAUUACCCAGCUCCAUCGGGGUCUAGAGGCCAGGCCUGAGGUGGUUCUCCGCAACGAUGUGGCACCAACCUUCAUGCCCACACCCAUGUACCGUCCCCGGCCAGCCAACCCAGAUGAGAUCGGCAACUUCAUCAUAGAGAACCUGAAGGCGGCCAACACGGACCCCACAGCGCCCCCUUACGACUCGCUGCUGGUGUUCGACUACGAGGGCAGCGGCUCUGACGCCGCCUCCCUGAGCUCCCUCACAUCCUCGGCCUCCGACCAGGACCAGGACUAUGACUACCUGAACGAGUGGGGCAGUCGCUUCAAGAAGCUGGCGGACAUGUACGGUGGCGGGGAGGACGACUAGGUGGCCCUGCCAGCAGCGCUGGGAACUAAGCAUCAGGCUACAGCCGCGUCUCCAAGGGGGCUCGGUGCCCUCCCAGCCAGGGGCUUCGGAGCUCGUCGGGAAGUGGCCUGAGCAGCUUAGAGGGCGGAGGCUGCACGCCCGACCUGAGCCUUUCGCAAGGGAAGGGCUCGGGCAGCGUGACCUCGUGGGACGCCGAGCACCGCUCAGCCUGGGUCCCGGCUGCCCUGGACCUCCGUUUCCAGGAGCCUCCCUCCUGCCACGAAGCGCUCAGCCCACGUCCUGGGCCUGGACAGCUCCAGUGCCCCAUGAUGACUUUACCUCUGGGAUGGAUCUUCUCUUUAGAAAGAGGCCUCUGACUACAACCUGUUUCUGUUUUUGUUUAAAGUGCUGUUUUCAGCAAGUUAGAGGCAGGUCCUCCGCGUCCGCUCUGCCCCUUGGGGAGCACAGCCCGCCGGGCUCACGGGCCCUCCUGUGACUCAGGUCUCCGGGCCCUGAGCCUCCCAUUUGGAUGCAUCAGUGCAUUUUUAUACCAAGCGUGUCUAGGUUGUCCUGUGUUUUUUAUUCUCUCUGUUGUGUGCUGUAGAUAAAGGGUGAUGACAAUCGUAUCCAUGUACUAGAACUUUUUUUAUUAAAGGAGCUUUUCCCAGA